AGUGGGUCCGCGUAACGCCAGCACGUCCCGUGCGCCGCCUGCACUGCCGGAAGGGAAGGUGGCGGCGGCCGGGCGGAAGUAGCGGGGACCCGGGCCUCGGCCGCGGAGGGGCUCCAGGAAGAUGUUACCAAGCACUUCAGUGAAUUCCCAGCUGCAGGGGAACGGAGCCUUGAGUUCCAGGGAUGCAGCAAGACAUACAGCUGGAGCAAAACGCUACAAAUACUUGAGAAGGCUUUUCAGGUUUCGGCAGAUGGACUUUGAGUUUGCUGCCUGGCAGAUGCUCUACCUGUUCACUUCCCCACAGAGGGUUUACAGAAACUUUCACUAUCGAAAGCAGACAAAGGAUCAGUGGGCCAGAGAUGACCCUGCCUUCUUGGUUCUGUUGAGUGUCUGGCUCUGUGUGUCCACUAUAGGAUUUGGCUUUGUGCUCGACAUGGGAUUUUUUGAGACGAUAAAGCUGCUCCUUUGGGUUGUAUUCAUAGAUUGUAUAGGCGUUGGUCUUCUAAUAUCAACUUUAAUGUGGUUCAUCACUAACAAGCAUUUAGUGAAACCACAGAGCAGAGACUAUGACGUGGAGUGGGGCUAUGCUUUCGACGUGCACCUGAACGCCUUCUACCCGCUCCUGGUCAUCUUGCACUUUAUCCAGCUUUUUUUCAUCAACCAUGUUAUCUUAACAGACACAUUUAUUGGAUAUUUCGUUGGAAAUACCUUAUGGUUGAUUGCGGUUGGCUAUUAUAUAUAUGUAACCUUCCUCGGAUACAGUGCAUUGCCAUUUUUGAAAAAUACAGUAAUUCUUCUCUAUCCAUUUGCACCUCUCAUUCUACUCUACGGGCUGUCACUAGCACUCGGAUGGAACUUCACCCAAACACUGUGUUCUUUCUACAAGUACCGAGUGAAAUGAAAAGAAAAAGUGAGAAUAUUAAAUCUUACCUAUGCUUACAGUAUUGGUACAGUGGUGGCAGUCUGUUGUAAAAUUUGUAAAUAAAUUACCAUUGUAGAUAUCUUAAAGGUGUAAAGUUUGCAAAUUUGAAGAAAUACAUGUAAACACUAGUACAUUCCUUAAAACUAAUGAAAUGUACAUUUCUGUAAUAAAGAUUUUUCAAGCUAAAGUAUGUACUGUAUGCAUUGUAAUAUCUGCACAUGCAAGAAUGACGUACAAGGCACUAAGAAGGGCAUGGGGAAAAUAGAUGUGUCAGACUUUAGUAUGAACUGAGCAUUCUCUGGAAGGAGAAUCCGCUUGGAGAGCCUGGUGCUGAUCAUGUGUCUCCCUGGCUGUUGCAGACGAGGUGCAGUCAGCCUCGUUUCUGACAGGCCUUUCAACAUAUAUAGAGACCACGUGGUCCCACCUAAGCUGCAGAAGCCACCUUGCCCUGCAGCAUCCCUUGGGAGUCACCGCACCACAGGCCUUCAGUGUCGCUAACAGCAUUUUCUGUGCCCCAUACAACAUUAGACCGAAGUGACCAUGGUGGCUGCUCUUACCUGGGGAACUGCAUAGUGUGUGUAACAGACUGAACACCUGCGUAAUGAUCAUCACCGUCUUAUUGUUCUUUAAAGACUUUCCAAAAACCCAAAUGGAGGAUCCACUUCUAUUUUCUAAAUGAAACUAGAGCAAACUAUUGUGUAUCUGUGCUGAGCAAAAUUAAUAAUAAAAAAAAACCUAGUACUCA
This is a messenger RNA of Choloepus didactylus (southern two-toed sloth), 1667 nucleotides long. RefSeq names its product unc-50 inner nuclear membrane RNA binding protein (gene UNC50). Gene Ontology annotation, cellular component: Golgi membrane. NCBI's taxonomy places the organism in Eukaryota, Metazoa, Chordata, Mammalia, Pilosa, Megalonychidae. The coding region runs from base 122 to 901 and encodes 259 amino acids. The record is from RefSeq and is a predicted model, not a curated record. The transcript has 6 exons.